Molecule: messenger RNA, 1176 nt
Organism: Acanthosepion pharaonis
Lineage: Eukaryota; Metazoa; Mollusca; Cephalopoda; Sepiida; Sepiidae
Source: the annotation of a GenBank genome assembly
AUGUCUCUCAGAAGAUUGCCUGCCUACAUUGAAAAGCAGCUGUCCAAUGUAAACUUCUAUCUAUCUAUCUAUCUAUCUAUCUAUCUAUCUAUCUAUCUAUCUAACACCGGUUCCAUCUGUUCAUAUCUAUCUAUCUAUCUAUCUAUCAUGAUUUUCAAGAAUCCGACUUUAUUCAUAUACAAUACUAAUUUUGCAUCUAUCUAUCUAUCUAUCUAUCUAUCUAUCUAUCUAUCUAUCUGGCUAUUCCAAUCUAUCUAUAGAUCUAUCACAGUCCAUUUAAGUAUAUCUAUCUAUCUAUCUAUCUAUUUUUUCGAUUUAAGUCUCUCUAUUUCAAUCUAUUCAAAUCUAUCUAUCUAUCUAUCUAUCUAUCUAUCUAUCUAUCUAUCUAUCUAUCUAUCUCGGUCUAUUCAACUCUAUCUAUUUAUCCUCUCUCCCUGUCUCUGUCUCUGUCUGUCUGUCUGUCUCUCUCUCUAUAACGGCCGUUUUGGUGGGUACAUCAAUUUUUCUGUCUUUCUUUCUCAAUUACUAUUACACUGUCGAUCUUUCUUCAGUCUGAAAUAUUUUUUUCUUUCUGGUCGUCAUCCAUUCCUUACCUGUCUUUUUCUCUCCCUUACACACAGCGUUUUCAAAUCACUUUCUCUGUCUCUCUCCCACACACAAACACAAGCACAUGCUUGCAUAAAUUUUUCUCUUUUCCACCACCACCCUCCCCCUCUAUCUAUCCGGUUUCUUGUUGUUUUGCUUGAGUUGGGUAUUACCCACUCGUGUCAAGGGUCAAAGAUUAUUCCAUUUUCUACUCAUUCUUUUUAUUUUUCCUCGUUUCUUUCUUUCUUUCUUUCUUUCUUUCUUUCUUUCCAUCCUUCAUUGAAUGAUUUCUUCCUUUCUUUCACCAUAUUCUUUCUUCCUUCUUUAUAUCGUUUAUUAUCUUUUUCUUUCUUUCUUUCUUUCUUUCUUUCUUUCUUUUUCUUUCUUUCUCCAUUGAAUGAUUUCUUCCUUUCUUUCACCGUAUUCUUUCUUCCUUCUUUAUAUCGUUUAUUAUCUUUUUCUUUCUUUCUUUCUUUCUUUCUUUCUUUCUUUCUUUCUUUCUUUCUUUCUUUCUUUCUUCCACAUAUAUCUAUCUAUCUAUCUAUCUAUCUAUCUAUCUAUCUAUCUAUCUAUCUAUCUAUUACUUUUUAA